AUUAGUAUCAUAACAAACGUUUAGCGGUGCACACGCGCGCGAUUUCCCGCCAAAACUAAAUCGCGUUCAAUCGAAAAAUAAUGUUAUUUGAUCUCCUCAUUUAAUCGAAUACUGUUUUUAUUAUAAAUACGUUCACAAUAAUAAUAUGAAUUUAAAUAAACUAAUCAAGUUUCUCGUGUAAAUAAUAAUUGAACAAACAACAUUAUUGCUCAAAUACAUAUGUCAACAUGUCAAAAUUUCCGUGUAUUCCGGUGUGAAUUAAUCGAAUAACAUAAUCAUUUUAUUAGACAAUGCACAGUGAUUAAUUAUCAUAAUUUGAACAAUGAACAAACUGGUGAACAGUGUGAAGAAGUGGACCGGUGCCUCCAGGAAGCCAAGUCCGGAGCUUACCAGGAGCGAGUACUCGCUGGUGUCCUGUAACGAGCUGACCUCUGGACAGUUAUGGCUGAGUUUGCCCGAAGAGGUGAAACGCGAUCCAGCUUUGGCGUCGCUGAAGCAGCUGUACGAAAAAGAACAUGGCAAAGAAACAAUCACACUGUCGGGUAAAAACUCAUCGCGCGCCAAGAGGCUGCCGUUCGUAAACUCUGCGCCGCACCUCAACAACAAUCCGCACAUCAUCGCCGAAGAUGUGGUGUUCAAAGGUCCUGACUGCGGCAUCAACAUACCGUGCGCCGGGAAGGAUGAACAGAUAUUCAAAAACACUUCAGAUCACAAGAGGCCAUCGAAGAUCACACAAGCGAGACACUACACAAAGAUGGUGCUUCUGCUGGCCUGUUGGUUAUUCUUCACGGUCGUCUUUCUUUUAUACAACGAGAAAGAAGUGGUAAUAAGAAAUACCGCCGUCACGCCUGGAGAAUUGAAAAGUUACAUAUUACGAAUAUCAGAUGAUAAACUCAAGAUUCUGAUAUCGCUGUCCGGGCCAUUCCUAUCGGAACAGACCGAGACAAGACUGAAUUCUUCAGAGUACGAUGACGUUGACAAGAUGGAGGUGUGGCUUGAGAGAUGGCACCUGAAGAGUGAUGCUGGUGAUCAAAUCGCAGCUUCUGAUGUGAAGUUUAAAGAGGAAAUCGCUCCAUGGAAAAUAAUAUUACAAAACGAAGUAGACUUCAACAAAGGGGAACCCAGGGUGUCGGUGCUGACUCUAACAUCAAACAUUACCAACUCAAACAGUUCCAGCGUGUAUGCCGUGCAGAUGCGGUCCACUGCGAAUCAAACCGUACUCAAAAUGAGUUAUACUACCAACCCUUUGGACAUGACUACCGGUGUUAUUUACGCGUGUGUCUUGCUCUGCGGAUUGUAUGUGUUAAUAAUUUUCGAGAUUAUUAACAGGACGAUGGCUGCAGUCCUAAUAUCCACCACAGCGUUGGCAACACUAGCGUUGGCCGGGGAAAGACCGUCCCUGCCCGAGGUCAUAUCCUGGCUGGACGUGGAGACGCUGCUGCUGCUCUUCAGCAUGAUGGUGCUGGUCGCGAUCAUGGCGGAAACUGGCAUGUUUGAUUUCCUAGCGGUUUAUACUUUUGAGGUCACAAAAGGCAAGCUUUGGCCUCUGAUCACUCUUCUCAGCGUCAUCACAGCUGCACUAUCAACAUUUCUGGAUAACGUCACUACAGUAUUGCUUAUGACGCCUGUGACUAUCAGGUUAUGUGAAGUGAUGGAACUAGAUCCCGUCCCCAUACUAAUGUCCAUGGUGAUAUACAGCAAUAUUGGCGGCACUAUGACACCUGUAGGAGAUCCACCUAACGUGAUUAUUGCCUCCAAUAAAGCUGUCACACAAUCGGGCAUCAACUUCACAAACUUCACACUUCACAUGUCAAUGGGUAUAGUAUUGGUGUGUGCACAGACGUACUUACAGAUUAGAUAUAUAUAUCGUGACACAAACAAACUUCGACUAAAAGUGCCGCGCGAAAUUCAAGAACUUCGCCAGCAGAUCUCAAUAUGGCGUCGGGCGGCCGACUCUCUCCCACAUCUAAGCAAAGAUGAGCAAGUGGUGAAAGAGAGAUUAGAGAGGAAGAUUCGUAAGCUGAACGGUCAGCUGGAGGUACUGGAGAGGGAGAGCAGGAAGAGAGCUUGCCCCAAGAGUACAUUCGAGAAUACUCUAAAAGAAAUGAAGGAAAAGUACAAAAUACGCGACAAGCCACUAUUAGUAAAGUCGUCGGUGGCAAUAUUAUUUGUUGUUGCAGUAUUCUUCUUGCAUUCAAUACCUGAAUUAAAUCGUAUAUCGCUGGGCUGGACGGCACUGCUUGGAGCCAUAUUACUCCUGACGCUGGCAGAUCGUGCCGAUCUAGAACCGAUUCUUCACAGAGUCGAGUGGUCCACUCUGCUGUUCUUUGCAGCACUCUUCGUUCUGAUGGAGGCUCUUUCCAAACUGGGACUCAUCCAAUUUAUUGGCGGUUUAACGGAAGAUCUUAUACUGAAGGUGGAUGAGAAUGCAAGACUAGCAGUCUCUAUACUACUCAUGCUUUGGAUAUCGGGUAUAUCUUCCGCGUUUGUGGAUAAUAUACCUUUGACAACGAUGAUGGUUCGUGUGGUGACGUCACUAGGGUCCAAUCCUAACCUCGGUUUGCCGAUGGCACCGCUGGUCUGGGCGUUGUCCUUCGGGGCGUGUUUAGGAGGUAACGGCACACUAAUUGGAGCGAGCGCGAACGUUGUAUGCGCAGGCGUCGCCGAGCAGUACGGCUAUAGGUUCACAUUCAUGCAAUUCUUAAAGAUUGGCUUCCCCAUCAUGAUCGGCCACCUUCUGGUCGCGUCUGGCUACCUUCUGCUUUGUCAUUGCGUAUUUACAUGGCACUAAGAAUAUUCUGCAUGUAUUUUUUGGCUAUGUCUCAAGAUUAUUUAUUGCAUAUUAUUAUUAUUAUUACAAUAGCCGUUAACUGGCCAAUGCUGAACAUAGUUUUUCUCUAUUGGUUUUGCUAGUAGUUACUUGGCUGGCGGGUUGGCAACCGCAGUUUUUUUUUUGAUGGGUGAAAAUGGUAUGGUAACCCCGCCUGCGCUACCGGGAUACGCUGGCGGAGCACCAGUGAAGGGUGAUAGAUGAGAAUGAAAACAGGCCAGUAAGCCCAUCAUGAUGAAUUCAUCGGGAAUUGACCAUGAUAGUUUCUAGAGAGAACCGCGAGGAGCUCGACCUGGUUGGGUAUAUUGCUAGCAAUGGGAUUAUCAGUCUCCAUUACUAACAAUCCCUUUCUCCCUUGGCAACCGCAGUUAGGCUUUUGCUAAUGUUUGGAUAUUAAAUUAAAACAUUAGGAGAUAGAUUUAGUGGAAUGGUGCUUUAGAAUCGAUCCCAUUGCGUACUACUGUAUACGCUUUAAUUAGUAUUUUUAGUUUUAAAAUUUUUUUCGACAAUCAAUGGCUUAAAGUUAUGUGUAAGUAGAUAUAAAUAUAUAUAUAUAUAAACUAGCUGACCCCGUAAACGUUGUUUUACCACUUAUUGCGAAAUAUAAAAGUCGCGAUUAAAAUACAGGGGUUGAUCGUAAAACGAUGAAAAUUUAAAGUUGUAUGUAUUUUUCAAUGCUAAAUUAUAAUAAAAUAAAAACAAAAAAAAAAAUGUCAAAAAAAUAAAAAAAAUAUUUUGGGGUGGAUCACCCUUAUCACUUACGGGUAUGAAAAAUAGAUGUUGGCCGAUUCUCAGACCUACCCGAUAUGCACACAAAAUUUCAUAAAUAUCGGUUAUGCCGUUUCGGAGGAGUUUGGUAACAAACACCGCGACACGAGAAUUUUAUAUAUAAGAUUACCCAUAACUAUAAUUCCUAAUAGGUUUUUUUAAUAGAUGAAAAUAGAAUGGCAACCCCGCCUGCGAUAUCGGUAUACGAAGCGGGACACCAGUGAGAAAUGAUAGGCGAUGAUGAAGAUGCUGGCCCAGUUGGCACAUCGUGGUGAAUUUCACAAUAAUCAACCACGAUGGUUUCCAGGGGAAACCUCAUGUAGGGGGUCGACCUGAUAGGGUAUAUUGCUAGCAGUAAAGCGAUUACUAAUAAUCCCUUCCUCCCCCCUCCCUAGUAGAUGAAAUUUUAUUGAAAUUCUUAUCCCAAAUUUCGGAAUUCGAUUUUAUGGUAAUGCGUGGUCUGUCGACACACAACUUGAACUAUGAGUUUAUAUUAUAAAUUAUAAAUGAACGAAAUGACAUGUCGGCGCGAGUGAAACCGCGUUGAAGAGUUAGUAAAACUGUGUUAAAAUAUUGUUUAAGUCCCAAAUAAUUUUAAUUAGUUGCUAAUUAUUUUGUAAGCUCCGUUAAUUCCCAUGUUAAUCAUAAUCUUCGAGAUAAGAGCGUAUUGCUUUGUAAAAGGCCGGCAGCGCACCUGCAAUGCCUCUGGUGUUGCGGGUGAUCGUGGGCGGCGGUAGUUACUUACCAUCAGGUGAUACCGCAUGCGUAUUUGCCGUGUUAUAAAAAAAAAUAUAUAUCAUUUUAAAGCAGUUUUACAUUGCAUUUCAUUAAUUUCUUAACAUACUAAUUAAGUAAUUGUUAAGUAUAUAUUUAUAAGUAGAUACUUAUUUACAUGGUCGGGUUUUAGGUAGUGUUGUUAAUUUAUCCUUGGAAUUGUCUGUGAUAUGUAUUUUUUGAUGAAUGAAAUAAUGAAUGAAAAUUUAUUUAAAUAAUCCACAACACUUACAUUAUAUUAAGGUUACAAGUAAUUACAAUCUAAUAUAAUAUAAAUCAAAGUUUAUAUAUAUAUAUAUAUAUAUAUUCGGUCAGUAACAUGGACAUGUUUAACCUGUUCACUGUUAAACAUAAGCAGUAUUGUGAGCAUUAUUUUGACAAUCUUCUUCGAAAUAAAUCAAAAUUGCCGUACUGACCAGAUACAUGCGGGCAGCGGCCGGCAAAAGUUGUAUGAAAAUCCAUAUCUGUCGUGUUUUGCGGCCACAUAAAUUACUAUGUAAACUCAUAUCUGUUCUGUAAUUUAAAAAUGGAAUGACUUUUUACUUCGAAACAUGGCUACCAAGGAGGUAACUAAUAAAAGGUUUUAUUUAAAUUUCGAACUGGCUUGCAAAUAGAAAGCUGUUUAUUGAUAAAAAAAACAAAGGUACAUUAUGGCGCGUGAAAAAUUAUUAUUGUUCGUUAUUCGUCAUUGAACUUAAAAAGUAAAAUUGUGUUUUUGAUUUCCGCGCAUUGUUUGAGAAAAGUACUAUACAAGCCUUGGCCACAACUAGGCAUUGAUGGACUCACGUAUGUGUACCUCGGCCCACCAUACAACCCGUCAUAAACUAAAAAUCCAUUCCAACCAUUUGGAUGAGUGGCGGUCUUCCAGCGUCCGUUUUUCAAGUCACUUUCUUCCACGCCGAUCCGAUACGACCUUAAAAAAUGAGCCUGAGAAAAAUAUUCCUUUUUAAAGCCGGCAGCACGCCUGCAAUACCAUUGAUGUCGUGGAUGAUCAUGGACGGCUGUAGUCACUUAUCAUCGGGUGAGCCGCAUGCUUGUUUGCUCCCUGUGUUAUAAAAAAAAACCAUGUUAUGCAGCGUUUUAUGGCAAUCGCAGAGUUGGAGUUUUAAGCGUUAUGAGCACACGUAACAGUGCUUUAGAGAUGAGGCAUAUAUAUCGCAACAUGACUAUUUACUUCAACAGGUUUAUAUAUUAUAUUAUAAUGAAUUAUGAUUCGUGUCAAGUGACUUUUUUAAUUCUUCAGAGCGCCAUCUAUGCACAAUUAGCAGUUUGUAGUAAUUCAGUAUUGUUAGGCGAACAAUUAAUUGGUUAAGUUUCUGACUUAAUUAUAAGAAAAUAUGUAAUAUAUUUAAUUUAAUAAUAAAAUUUUAAAAUAAUAAUAUUUAAAAUUGUUUAAAUAUUUAUAAUUAACAAAUUAUAAAGUAAUAAAAUUAUAGAGUAAUGUAUGGUUAUUUUAUUGUUGUAUUAAAAAACGUACUUAUGUUGUUUGUAAUAAGUGUUAUUUUUGUACAUUUCUCGUAAUACUUAAUUUUAAAUACAACAUUAAAUUUUAAUAUGGAAACAA
This is a messenger RNA of Galleria mellonella (greater wax moth), 5936 nucleotides long. Its product is annotated as P protein-like. NCBI's taxonomy places the organism in Eukaryota, Metazoa, Arthropoda, Insecta, Lepidoptera, Pyralidae. The record is from RefSeq and is a predicted model, not a curated record. Gene Ontology annotation, cellular component: membrane. Gene Ontology annotation, biological process: transmembrane transport.